This is a messenger RNA of Strongylocentrotus purpuratus (purple sea urchin), 1452 nucleotides long. Its product is annotated as ankyrin repeat domain-containing protein 50-like. The record is from RefSeq and is a predicted model, not a curated record. The transcript is spliced from 4 exons. Gene Ontology annotation, molecular function: protein binding. The coding region runs from base 1 to 1452 and encodes 483 amino acids. Lineage: Eukaryota; Metazoa; Echinodermata; Echinoidea; Camarodonta; Strongylocentrotidae.
AUGAUAGGAGCACAUAUUAACACAUGUGAUAAUAAAGGUGACACACCUCUUCACCGUGCAUCACAGAAAGGUCAUCUGGAGGUAGUUAAGUAUCUCAUUGGUAUAGGAGCACAGAUUGAUAGGCCUAAUAAACUUGGUACGACGGCUCUUCUAACUGCAUCACUUUAUGGUCAUCUUGACGUAGUUGAUUAUCUCGUGGGUCAAGGAGGACAGGUAGGGGGUGGGAAUAAUAAAGGUGUGACAGCACUUCAAUGUGCAUCACACCAGGGUCAUCUUGACGUAGUUGAGUACCUAAUUAGUCACGGAGUACAGGUUGAUAGGGGUGAUAAUGAUGGUGUGACUCCACUUCAUGCUGCAUCACAGAACAAUCAUCUUGAUGUAGUGAAGUAUCUCAUUGGUAACGGAGCACAGAUUGACACGUGUGAUAACAGUCAAGGUCAGACACCUCUUCACUCUGCAUCAAUGAAGGGUAAUCUUGACGUAGUUGAUUAUCUCGUGGGUCAAGGAGCACAGAUUGAUAAGCCUAAUAAAGCUGGUACGACGGCUCGUCUUUUUGCAACGACCUACGGCCAUCUUGACAUAGUUCAGUACCUUGUUGGCAAAGCAGCAAAGAUUGAUAAGCCUAAUGAAACUGGUUCGACGGCUCUUCACGCAGCAUUAACUAAUGUUCAUCUUGACGAAGCUCAGCGUUCCAUGGGAUUGGGUCAAGGAGCACAGGAAGAGGGGGGUGAUGAUAAUGAUACGACACCACUUCACUCUGCAUCAUACGAAGAUCAUCUUGGUAUAGUUCAGUUGCUCAAUAGCGAACAAGCACAGAGGAAAGAAGCAUCACAUAAAGGGUCUGGAAGUGUUUCAGAGGCGUCCACCGCGAUGGCAUCAAUGAGUUUGAAAGUCUUUACUAAUGGCAUUGUUUAUCAGGAAGAUCUUGCCAAGGUUAUAGACAACAGGGAGCAGCUUGGUGUCAUUCUUCUAAAUGUUGCCAAGGCCUUGGACGAGGUGCCACAUGGUAGGCUCCUUCAUAAGCUUGACUUCUACAACAUACGAAACUCUAACCAUGCAUGGAUAGCUGACUUUCUUCGUUAUCGUACGCAGCAGGUAGUCCUUGAAGAACCGUCUCUACCAAGUUCCAUGUGGCAUCUGGAGUUCCGCAGGGUAGCGUCGUCUGCCCAAUGUCAUUUCUGCUACCAGUCAUGGAAUACAGAAGCAUCAUCUGGGAUCCCUUCACCCAAGCCAACAUCAUUAGAUAUGAUCCAAAGGAGAUAUGCACGCUUUGUGUGCAAUGAACAUCACAGAACGAGCAGUGUUACAGCCAUAUGCUCGACCAACUACAGUGACCAUCUCUGCAAGAAAGGUGAGGCUUCGCAAAGAGCCCAUGAACAGAAACUCCAAGUGCCAUAUGCUCGGACACAAGUACUGCAAAAGAGUUUCUUUCCUGAUGCCACCAGGCUCUAG